Molecule: messenger RNA, 792 nt
Organism: Oppiella nova
Lineage: Eukaryota; Metazoa; Arthropoda; Arachnida; Sarcoptiformes; Oppiidae
Source: the annotation of a GenBank genome assembly
AUGAGUGUCAAUCACCACAACGACUACAUCACUAUAUUUCUGUAUCGAUUCAAAUGUGUUGAGCCAUCAGUGGUCACCCAAUACUGUGUCUAUUGUCUGGACUCACGAAACAAUGUCUUCAUCCAAAGUGAACUGAAACUAUGGCCACCAAAGUGUAAACUGAGCAAGGUGUCCAAGUUUAUUAGAUUCUCAGCACUUGUGAACCAAAAGCAUAAAUAUCUGCCAAACGAUACCCUCACCAUUGGUCUCGAUAUCACUUAUAAUACACAAAUGAUUGGCCACAACAAGAAUCUGUGUCUUGAGAAUAGCUAUAAUAACAAAGAUCUUAACGAUUGUCGGCUCGUUGUCGGCGAUCAAGAGUUCUUCGUCUCAGAAGCCGUUCUCAGCUCUAAAUCCAAAGUCUUUCAAAAGAUGUUUUUAUACGACAUGAAUGACAAUAAGACAAAUGUAAUGAUUAUCGAUGAUAUCAAACCGGAAGUGUUCGAAGAGUUUCUGAAAUUUAUUUGUUUUGGAAAAUUAGACAAAUUGGAGGAAAUGACGGAACAACUGCUGUAUGUGUCGAAGAAGUAUAUGGUUUGUGGGCUGAAGAAUAUUUGCGAGAAUUUGACAAUUGAAUUCUUGGAUAAGAAUUGGACACGAAUUCUGGUGACUGAAUGGUAUAACUUCUUAGGCAACGAUCAGUCGCUUAUUAAUUAUUUAAAGCCUAAAGUGUCGACACAAACCAUGUCUUAUACAUACGGUUACUUCGAAUCAGAAGUCGGAUCCAAAAGUGACACAAAAGUUUAUGACCUG